Molecule: messenger RNA, 328 nt
Organism: Racocetra persica
Lineage: Eukaryota; Fungi; Glomeromycota; Glomeromycetes; Diversisporales; Gigasporaceae
Source: the annotation of a GenBank genome assembly
UGGUGCAGGCGUAUUCAAAAAAUUACAACCCAAAACACAUGUCAUGACACAUGUCAUGACAUGUAAUAAUACUUAUCGAAUUAUUGUGACACGCGCGAAGCAAUACCCGCUUGAUGCAUUAUGCUUGCAUGCGCAAUAUGAGUCACCAGUAUCUCUUGAAUCCAUUGAUGGAGCUGACCCUAGCGACCCACGUAAUAAAGGCAAAAAUAUUGCUGUUGAUGGAGCUGAUCCUAGCGACCCACGUAAUAGAAAAGGCAAACAUAUUUCUGUUGAUGGAGCUGAUCCUAGCGACCCGCGUAAUAAAGGAACAUACAGUACUGAAUCUUAA